This is a messenger RNA of Pyricularia pennisetigena, 2655 nucleotides long. RefSeq lists its product as uncharacterized. The transcript has a single exon. NCBI's taxonomy places the organism in Eukaryota, Fungi, Ascomycota, Sordariomycetes, Magnaporthales, Pyriculariaceae. The record is from RefSeq and is a predicted model, not a curated record. Bases 1 to 2655 code for a protein of 884 amino acids.
AUGGCCUCAAUUUCAUCAACGACGACGGUGACUCUAUCGAAAGAUGAGCUCCGUCUAAUUGAUGAAUAUGGUAAAAUUGUCAACUUUCGCGAAAGAGUGCUGUCGGGAAAACACCCAAACAUCAAGGUUCCUGCGCAUCUGUUAGCAGCGAAAACCUCUAACGCGUCACCACCAACAUCGUCGUCCACCUCGGCGCUCGCUGAUGGCCCAACGACCAACGCCAUUUCCUCUUUCCAUGUCAAGCCCUCUUCAAGUCGAAUGACUUCGGAUGUAGGCGCGACAGAGAAUCGUCAGGCUUUCCAGGCGAACUCGUCACAGCCUUCGCUGGUCACAAGUUUUCCUGGCUUAGGAUCACUUCCAGGUGACCUAGGCGGUAGUAGCACGCCGUCAUCUGCGAAGACUUUUGGUUCAGCAAGGGCUGAGAUCAACCCCAUCUUCCUUGAAAAAUCUGAUCACCUCAUCAAGACAGAACUCCAGCUGCAGCGACAGAGAGUCGAGCGUGCCCUGAGAGAGCAGUUGGAGCAGCGUCGCAGCACGAGCUGGUCUCUGCAGCCUAGCGAACCUCUUCCUGAUUUCGAUCUUAUGGACGUUCUGCAACAGGCACUUGUUCUCGCCCAGCAGAUGGCUCCUUCGCAUGCUGAUGGAAAUGUAGCAACUAACAACUCUGAUGAUGCCGAUUCCCUUCAUGGGAAUACGUAUGCCUCCACAUCCAUCGACGAUUCGCCCAACUCGAACCACCUUGCUCGUCUACCUGAUAGACCCGACCCCGAAGACGUUGAGAUGCGCGAAAGCUCAGACUACGAACCAGAGCUCAGUUUCAUGUCCGAACCCGCUGCCCCCAUAGAUAAUGGAGCAUCAAUACCCACAGAUAUAACCUCGUCCGCAAAUCACCGGCCCGACGCACCUGGUGGCCAGCAGACCCAGAACGCCCUUGUUGCUGCCCAACGUCCUCCGAGCCCCAGAAUUCAAGAUGCUGCUGUUCAUAUCGUCAGCUCUGGGGAAAGUGCAGACGCCAGUGGCUCUGCGGAUUCUGGCCAUACAGAUAACGAGCAGAGUGCUGACGAUCGUACCAAAUCAAUAGCCUCCAAUCGGCUUGCGCAAGCUUAUGGAGCCGGGACAUCGACCGUUGUGCGAGCACACGAUCUCUCACCCGUCGCGCCGCAGCCAUCGCAUGUCUCCUCCCUCGCCAUUGCCAGGGGCCCUCACUCGUCAGAUACGCGUAGAGCUCGUGCGACGCCUGCGCAAGUGGUUGCCAUACGUAACGAAGUUUCGGCUGUGUCUAGCCCUGAGAGCUCACCCCAAACUUCCAAAGCCAAUGAAAAACGCAAGGGCAAAAAGAAAAACAAGCGCAAAGCUGAUCGCCAAGCCGCUGAUGCUACUCCCUACAUCAAGGCGGAGCCUCGCUCCCCUUCCCCAUUUUCUGCUCACCCAGCUGGUAGGCCUCAUAAGCGGCUGCGACCAUCGCAGCGUUCAAUGGAGCAGCUGAACUACGAUGAAUCACGAAGCCCACAGGUCCAACGCGAGAUAUACCGAGAUCAACACGGUGCUUUAUCAUACGGCGAAGAAAAUCCCCGAGUGGGCUACGACCGCCGCAACAUAUCUUUGCGCGAAGGGCCAGCUCCUGUGCACACAAGCGCUCAACCAUAUGAUCACGAUAUAUACGAAAUUCGAAGGCCGGUGUCGACGCAGUUCUCUAGGGAUCAAGAUCCUGCCGCUUACCCAAUACAGUACACCAAUGAGCCUCGUGUCAGGACAGCUUCUCAGGCCAUAGUGGAUCGUGCCUCCUUUCGAGAGGCUCCAGUGUAUUAUGACGUGCGGGAUGAACCUCGCAUGAGUGUGCGGCCUGCAAAUGAUCGCGACCGGUCCCCAUCCCCGAUUAUGCGUGAGGCUCGACCAGCGGCUAUGGCUCCUCCACCUCGUGUACAGCCAGCCCGCAUCAUUGUCGAUGAAUAUGGAAGAGAAUACAUCGAACCCCCUAGACCUCCCUCUGUGGCCAGGCACUCCGUGGUCGCAACAGCCGCUGCAGAACCGCUUGUUUAUGACCAUCACGUUCCGGCCAGGGCUCUGUCGAGGAUGGCAGAAACGUAUGGCGAAAACGUCAUCUACAGACGCCCCUUGUCUCCCCAAUUUGCAGCGCCGAGGCGGGUCAUUACGGAACCGGAGUAUGUCGCCGGUGAGUACCGCUCUUACCGCCAACGGGAGUACUCGGUGGUGCCCCAGGGAUCCACCGCUGGUGAUGAUUACGUUCGCAGCCGUGCGCACCCCGAGAGGCGUGUGAUUGAGAAUCCCCCGAGGGAGUAUAUUACAAGAGCGGCCAGUGUGCGACCAACUGAGACGGUCCGCUAUGAGAUGGCAGGUGGCUAUGGAGAGAGAUACGGAAGCCUCCGUCCCGAUGUGUCAGUGCGAGAGUAUGCUUCCAGUGCCCAUCCGGAAAGCAGGCGCGAAGUGGUAUAUCAACAGCCAUAUGCACGAGAGUUCAGUGUUCGACCAGAAGCCGUGGUACAGCGGUCCUAUAGUGUUAGGCCACCAGAGUCGCAGCAGUUCCAGUAUGACAGGCCCAUGCGGCCAGAUGCAGAUGCUCCAUAUCUCGACAGGUCCCGGGGAGCACCUGAGGGAGUGGUUUAUGAGGAAACGAUGCGGGGUUCUUACCGCUAG